Molecule: messenger RNA, 1383 nt
Organism: Phlebotomus argentipes
Lineage: Eukaryota; Metazoa; Arthropoda; Insecta; Diptera; Psychodidae
Product: ATP-sensitive inward rectifier potassium channel 8-like
Exons: 1
Coding region: 1-1356 (451 amino acids)
Biological process (GO): potassium ion import across plasma membrane; regulation of monoatomic ion transmembrane transport
Cellular component (GO): plasma membrane
Molecular function (GO): inward rectifier potassium channel activity
Source: RefSeq, a predicted model, not a curated record
AUGUUUGAACUUGUUACUCGAGUCAGCGUGUCUAUUGGCAAACAGGGAAAAUGCGUUGCCAAAUGCGACUCUGGCCGGAGUUGCGGAGAUUGGGAAAGCGCCUCGAGAGUGCAGAGAGCAACGAAUGUUCGCCACAAUCAGUCGGUGAUCCACACUCGAGGCAGUGCCUCGGAGAUGUUGCGCGGGAAGAACACGAGAAUCUACGAGAAGAACGGCGGGAAGAACAUCCGGCACAGGAAUGUGUCCAGGCGAUCCGUGAAGUUCGCGAAGGACUUCGCCACCACGCUAAUCGAGGGCAGGUGGCGAUACACGCUGGUGAUCUUCGCAGUGAGCUUCGUGGGCUCCUGGGCGUUCUUCGCCCUGCUGUGGCAGCUGAUUGCGCAGGCGCACGGUGAUCUGGACUUCGACGAGACAGGACGGCGCCUGAACGAGGGCACGCCGACGUGCCUGCGAGGAGCGAGCGACUACGCGGGAUUCUUCCUGCUGAGCCUCGAGACGCAGGUGACGACGGGAUAUGGUGAGAAGUACCCGAACGAGGAGUGCCCAGAGGCGAUUUUCCUGCUGAUGCUGCAGAUGUUCAUCGGCGUGGUGAUCGAGGGUGCGAUGGUGGGCGUGGUGUAUGCCAAACUAACGCGUCCUCCUCGCCACGCUGGCGAUCUGGUCUUCACGCGGAACUGUGUGAUAUGCCUGCGCGACGGGGUGUUCUGCCUUCUGUUCAGGAUCUCCAAUGCUGCCCAGCAUCAGGAGAUUAAUUCGCGCGUUGAGGCGAUUCUGUGCGAAAAGAACGUCGACGGUGAGACUCUGAGUCACAAAUUGGAGUUGGAAAAUGACGGGAAUAUAACGCUCUUUCUGCCCUACGUCGUCUCCCACGCCAUCACUGAGGGGAGUCCUCUCUACGGAUACUCAGCCGCUGAUCUGUUGCAGGCGAACAUCGAGAUCCUCGUCACUCUCACUGGCAGCUCCAAGGCGACCGGCAUGACCACCCAAGCGAGGACUUCCUAUGUGCCCAGCGAGAUCCUCUGGGGAUACCGCUUCACCAACAUCAUCCACUACGACCAUCAGUUGCAAUCGUACGUGAUCGAUGGCGAGGAGUUCAAUGUCGUGAAGCGCGUGAACACUCCGUUCUGCAGUGCCAAGCGCCUCUCAAAGGCCAACGAGAUGCAGCAGAAGGAUUUGAGGGCGAGGAGACGAGCCCAGGACACUGGGAAAUCGUGCUGCAGCAAGUACAGCCUGCAGAUGGACAUGCAAGUGGCGGAAAUCGCCGUGGAUGACUUCAAGAAAAGCUAUGGAGCUGCUGGCCAAUUUGAAACUCAAUCCUGGGCCGGAGUAAUCGACGGUGAUCUGAAGGAUCUGUAAAUGCUCGCAAUAAAGAAGUGUUUAAUA